ACAGUACCGAGUUUGCUCAACUGAGAUGAUGGCAUGCCUUGUAACCUAUCAGGUAAAUUAAUCUAUUAAUGUGAGAGGUCUUACCUUUUCUGGUUUGCGCGACACGGUCUCUUAAAAAUAACUCAUAGAGAAUGAGCAUAUGAAUUUCUAACCUAAGAGCGACUUUUUGAGAUUUCUUCACGUGAAUGACGGUGCAUAUUGCAAUGAAACAACUUUGGCUGACGACAAAAAAAAAAACGUACAACUCAGGAGGGAGAAAAAGCAAGUAUAAUGAAGGACUGCAGCAUGCGAAGCAAGAAAAAGUUAAUCAUCUGAGGCUUGAUUGUCCAGCACGCCAACAGGAGAAGAGCCAAUGUACAACUGCAGUGAAUGUUCUGCUAUAGCACAACAUAGAAAAUAAUUUUGCUGUUUUGUUUGAAACAAGAAAAGUUUGUGAAGCAUGGCUACAGAGGAAUCCGCUGGCUUGGCGCGGUCUGCCGCGGUUAAACUGUCCGAGAUGGGCGAAAGAACUAAACAAUUAGGCACUGCUAUUCAGGACCCUGAACGACAAAGCAGGAUUGUUCUAGUGAUUGUCUGUGUGGCACUUUUGUUAGAUAAUAUGCUUUACAUGGUGAUCGUACCAAUUGUACCAGAUUAUUUAGCCCGUCUAGAGAGUGAAUCAGAGCACUCCCACGAUGUGAUACAUGCAAAUUCCUCAGUCAACAGUACGCAAAAUCAGAACUUUGAUGUGCAGAUCGGUGUUCUUUUUGCCUCAAAAGCUAUUUUGCAGCUUAUUGUCAAUCCCUUGACGGGCACCUUUAUAGACCGUGUCGGAUACGACAUCCCUCUUUUAAUCGGACUUUCUAUUAUGUUCGUUUCCACCUGUAUUUUUGCCUUUGCUGAAAACUACGUAACUCUGUUCGUGGCACGCAGUCUACAAGGUCUUGGAUCAGCCUUCGCAGAUACUUCUGGGAUUGCUAUGAUAGCAGAUAGGUUCACAGAGGAGACAGAGAGAAGUCGAGCCUUGGGCAUUGCCUUGGCUUUCAUCUCCUUUGGAAGCCUGGCGGCGCCCCCCUUUGGUGGGGUGCUAUACGAGUUUGCAGGGAAGCGCGUUCCGUUCAUCGUCCUCGCCUGUGUAUGUUUAGCUGAUGGUAUUUUAUGCUUGACUGUUCUUAAACCAUUUUCCAGCAGGACUAGAGAAAAUAUGCCGGUUGGGACCCCAAUUUACAAACUAAUGAUUGAUCCCUACAUAGCAGUAGUGGCAGGUGCGUUGACGACGUGUAACAUACCACUGGCUUUUCUGGAACCCACUAUUGCAAACUGGAUGGAGGAGACCAUGGAUGCAUCCCAGUGGCAAAUCGGACUAACCUGGCUGCCAUCUUUUUUCCCUCAUAUUUUAGGUGUCUACAUCACUGUAAAACUGGCAGCGCAAUACCCACAUCUACAAUGGUUCUAUGGGGCUCUUGGUAUGGUUAUGAUUGGUGCAAGCUCUUGCACUGUGCCAGCAUGUAAAAACUUCGAGCAGUUAAUUAUCCCGCUGUGUGGCAUUUGUUUUGGUAUUGCAUUAGUAGACACGGCUUUGUUACCCACACUUGCGUUUCUAGUUGACGUACGUCAUGUAUCUGUGUAUGGUAGUGUAUAUGCUAUUGCAGACAUUUCCUACUGUGUCGCCUAUGCACUGGGACCUAUUGUAGCCGGUAAGAUAGUUCAUGACCUCGGUUUUGUGCAACUCAACCUGGGAAUGGGCCUUGCCAACGUGAUUUACGCACCAGCGUUACUUCUACUGCGAAAUGUAUGCCUAAUGAAGCCAUCUUAUUCCGAAAGAAACAUGUUGCUGCAGGAGGGACCUACAGGUCUCUACGACACUAUUAGGAUGGAAGAGCGUCAAGGCAAGAACGAGUCACACAGCACCGUUGCAAACUGUGCGCAUGUUGACGAACAUGGCAAAUUUGCUCGAAACUCAAGUUCAUACUCUGAAGAUGAAACAUUUAAACCUGAAUACAUAUAAACUGACCCGCGCGUUUAACGUCGGGCCGAUUUCCAGGACUAAUAUUAAGGCUAAAUAAGAUAUCGUAGUAGAGAAUCCCGGUUGAUGAUGUUAGUGCAAGAGUAGCCUUAAACUGUGUCUGGAAAACCAGCCUGUAAUGUAGCUCAGUUGCAGUCCUUACAAAGUGGUGCAAAAUGAACAAUCUACAAAACUUACUAAAACACUAUAUUACUCCAUAAUUUUAUGUACUAAUCACUGUACUAAUCACAGUCAUAGUCUUAUUCGAACUAAAUUACUCAACGCUUUUUAAGUCUACCAGUAAUCAAUGUUUGCUUUAAAAAUCAUUUUUAAUAGCCUAAGUGUGUUGCUUUACCCUUGAUUUACCCUUUAUGAAAAACAUCUGUAUCGUAUAACUAUUAAAAUAACUAUUAAAUUCAUUCAGGGAUAUAAAUAGCCUACAGUGUACGUGCACAUGUGAAAAUGUGCGUCAGUGUUUAAAUAUGCUUAAGCUACUGUUUUGCCAGGUUUGUGCUGCUAUACGUAAAAUGCAAUAUCACUUGACACUUUCAUUGAUUAAAUGAUGAUCUAAAUGAUCUAAUGUGUACCCUACGUCUCCAUUGUCCGUGUCGUGUAGCCUGUUACAUUGUUAAGAGUGUACUUCUGGAACGCGUCAUAGUAUGUUAUGAAACAUGAAUUGUAUAUAAUGUGUAUAUUAAAUGUACAUAUAAUUAAAAUAAUAUAUUUGGGACAGCCUUUCCCUACGGU
Molecule: messenger RNA, 2731 nt
Organism: Electrophorus electricus (electric eel)
Lineage: Eukaryota; Metazoa; Chordata; Actinopteri; Gymnotiformes; Gymnotidae
Gene: slc18a3a
Product: solute carrier family 18 member 3a
Biological process (GO): xenobiotic transport; chemical synaptic transmission; transmembrane transport
Cellular component (GO): AP-1 adaptor complex; terminal bouton; AP-2 adaptor complex
Molecular function (GO): acetylcholine transmembrane transporter activity; xenobiotic transmembrane transporter activity
Source: RefSeq, a predicted model, not a curated record